AUGGCUCCUGCAGGGGGCUCCAGCUCGGGAGGAGGCACGAUGGGGAAGUGGGUGAGUGUAUUGAAUCCGUUGACGUGGAGAGAGCGAUUGGGGUUGGAUGCGCGGUCGUUUCUCUUCAUGCUGAAGGGGGCGUUGCCACCUACCAUUGUCAUCGCCAUAUCCCAAAGUAGCGCCAUAGCAGACAUCACGACGACGAUCGGGUACCUGGCGGCCCUGAUCUCGAUUCUAUCGCAGGCGCUGAUGCCCCGAGCCAAGUUCAUGAAGAUUGUGUUCUUUGACAUUUUUUCUGCAUGUGUAUCUUCGUCAUUGUGCUGUCUUGCGCUUUUUUGUGCCAUCAAGGCGCGAGAGCAUAACACGCCGGCCGAUGCUAGUUACAGUAGCGAGGCGUGUGCCGUGUCGGCCAUAUGGCUGAUUUUCAUGAUGUGGAUAUCAAACACGAUCCGUGCGUGGAGACCACAGGAGUUACAGGAUCCGAUGGUCGCUUUCUCUAUCUUUGCGCUGGUGACUCUUACUCGUGGUGGUAUGUUCACGAGUUUAUCGGAGGCACUCAGCUUCGUGGCUCGGCUAUUGAAGGGAUUCAUGAUCGGCUUUUCGAUCGCUAUUGGCGUUUCGCUUUUCAUCUUACCGAUCACAUGCAGAGGACAUGUCUUCCAGGACGUCAAAGGCUACGUCGCGCAGAUCGACGCGGUGCUGCAAGCCCAAAUCGGCUUCGUGAAGGGCACGUCGGAGGCCUGGACAGGCGGCCAGGGACUUCUGAAAAGGAGUCGCACGGCACGGAGUAUGCGAGAGAUGGAAAACCAUACCGAGGGAUCAGACCUGGAAUCGAAACAGAAACAGCUGACCGCGGCGAUCACCAAGCUGAACGCCCUGCACGGAAAAUUGCAGUCGGAUUUGAUGUACUCGAAGGAUGAAAUCGCCUGGGGCAAGCUCUCGGCGGAUGACCUGAUUAAGAUUGGAAAUCUGCUGCGAAGCCUUUUGCUGCCGCUGUCGGGGAUGGCAAUGCUGCCCGAUGUGCUCGAUAUGAUUAUCAAGCACGAAACGACGCGGAGUAAUAGUGUUGGAUCGCUGGAUGAUGAUGAGGAGCUGCCGCUGAAACAGUCUGAGAUCAAGAAGGUCACGGAGACUCUUGAAGAUCGGCUCGUAGAGUCUUCCCGACUGGUGACGGCAGGUCUGCAGUAUGUUCUGUUGACCCUGGAGCUCGUCAAACGGAAGACGAUGGAGAAACAACGCUCAGCCAGGGGCGAUGAAGAGGCGUCAGGCGAGAUGCUCAGCCCCCUGCAGGAUGAUUUUGCAUCGCGGUUUGCACGGGAAAUGCGCCAUUACCUGUCACGGCGCAAGGAUCUGACGAGAACAUUGGCCUCGCUGGAGGCAUUUUCCGUCGCGGAAAAACUGAACGACGCUUCGUCUGAGAAUGACACGAGAACCGUCGCGUCGGACCCGGAUGUCAAGCAGGAGUUUUUCCUCAUCCUAUACAUGGGUCACCUGCAGGAGAGCCUCCUGAAGGCCACGCUUGACAUGAUCCAGUUCGCAGAUGGCAAAGUCGAAGACGGCACAAUGAAGGGGAACCGACUGAUAUGCCCUCCGCUGAACACCAUCAUGCGAUGGUUCGCUCUCACCGAGAAGGAUGACCGCGCUGAGCCAGAUAGCAAACAAUCCUCGAGCAGUUAUGCCGAAAGCAAUGUCCGGAAACUCCCCGACCCCGAGCAUCUGCCCCCCGCGAACUGGUUCGAGAAGAGUAGUCUGGCGCUGCACUACCUGUCCCACUUCAUUCGGUCCGAGCAAAGUGUGUUCGGCUUCCGUGUUUCUGCAGCCGCGUUUUGCGUCGGUAUCCUGGCGUACCUGCGCCAGACACAGGAAUUCUUCGUCCACCAGCGGUGCAUCUGGGCGAUGAUUGUCAUUGUGAUUGGAAUGAACCCGACGAGUGGACAGACCAUGUUCGGCUUUAUCGCGCGCAUUGUGGCAACAGCUUUCUCGGUGGUCUUGAGUCUGAUUGUCUGGUAUAUCGUCGACGAGAAAACUCCGGGUGUCAUUGUGUUUCUCUAUCUGGCCAACGUGUUGGAGUACUACUUCUACGUCAAUUUCCCGCAAUACUUCGGUGCCUCCGUCGUCGCCAUCGUCACUCUAAACGUCAUCGUCGGCUACGAACUCCAGGUCCGCAAACUCGGCCUCGAGCUCGCCACCUCCAACGGCCAACCCUACUACCCAAUCUACCUCUUCGGACCCUACAAACUCGCCGCCGUCGCCGCGGGGUGCGCCAUCUCCUUCUUCUGGGUCAUCUUUCCAUACCCCAUAACCGCCAAAUCGACGCUCCGCAAAGCCCUGGGACGGGGUUUAUUCGUGCUCGCCAAAUUCUACAGCUGCAUGCACUCGACGAUCGAGCUCUGGCUGACCAGCGAGCUCGGCAACGAGGCGGACGUCCGGGCUGCGUCGCAGGAGCUCGAACGCGCGCGCCACAAGGUCUUCAGGGAGGAGAUGAUCCUCCUGAAUAGUCUGCGCAUGCAUAGCCAUUUCAGUACCUUUGAGCCCCCGAUCGGGGGCAAGUUUCCCAAGGAGACCUAUGAUCGCAUUAUCGCCCAGAUUCAGCGCGUGCUCAUGAGUAUGGCGCUCAUGGCGCAGACCACGCAGACGUUGGAUGCGUUGGCUGUUAAGACGCCGACGCCGAGUAAUACUAACAGCGAUGGCACCGCCUCUCCUGACCCAACCGCAGAUCCUGACACGGACGCCAACACCAACACCAACACCAACCCAUUCAAUCCCGAUCCGGAUGAUAAACAGAACGAUAGAUGGAUCUCCAACCUCGCCUCCAUAGCCCUCCACUCCUCCGACUUCAAAUCCCACAAAAUCUCCUCUCUGCUGUGCCACCUCUCCGCCUCCAUGAUGAACGCGCAGCCGCUCCCCCCCUACCUCGCCCCGGUAGAUUCCUUCCCCCUCGCCCGCGAGAUGCAGCGCAUCGACGGCGAGCUGCUGAAUAUCCGGCACGUGGAGGAUCCGGCCUUCUCGGCAUUUGUGUGUCUGGAGGUGUUGAGGUCCGUCGUCAGUUUUGGGGUGGGCGAUUUGUUGGGGAAUGUGAAAAGUCUAGUUGGCGAACUGAGUUUCGAUUUCCGGGUUAGACAUGUUUUGGAUCGUGAGGAGGUGGAGAGGUUGAUUGGGGAUGGAGACGAAGACCAUCACACUAGAGAUGAGGAGUAA
Aspergillus heteromorphus CBS 117.55 is the source of this 3189-nucleotide messenger RNA. Its product is annotated as MFS transporter. Lineage: Eukaryota; Fungi; Ascomycota; Eurotiomycetes; Eurotiales; Aspergillaceae. Bases 1 to 3189 code for a protein of 1062 amino acids. The record is from RefSeq and is a predicted model, not a curated record. The transcript is spliced from 7 exons.